Morchella importuna is the source of this 570-nucleotide messenger RNA. RefSeq lists its product as uncharacterized. Gene Ontology annotation, molecular function: peptidyl-tRNA hydrolase activity. The transcript has 3 exons. The record is from RefSeq and is a predicted model, not a curated record. Lineage: Eukaryota; Fungi; Ascomycota; Pezizomycetes; Pezizales; Morchellaceae. The coding region runs from base 1 to 570 and encodes 189 amino acids.
AUGGACCGCAAAGUUCUCGUCUGCUCCAUCGGCAACCCCGGCGCCUACCUCUCCACCCGCCAUUCCGCAGGCCACACCAUCACCACCCUCCUCCGCGACACCCUCGGCCACACACCCUUCCGCAAAAGCAAGCCACACAGCGGCGACCUCGCAACCCACGACGCCGACCCCACCUACACGCUCUGGCAGAGCAAGUCGCUCAUGAACAUCUCCGGCGCGGGCGUCAACCGCGCGUGGCGCACAUUCCUGUCCGGUCUCGACCCCGCGGAGCGGGACCGCGCGGUGCUGGUGGUUGUGCAUGACGAGAUGGAGGUUGCGCUGGGCGCCGUCAAGGUCAAGAGGACGGGGAGCGCGGGGGGCCAUAAUGGGCUGAUUAGUAUUAUUGCGGCGUUGGGGACGAAGGACUUUACGCGGAUCGGGGUUGGCAUUGGGCGCCCGGUGAGCCGUGACAGCCAGGUGGUGAGCGACUAUGUGCUGGGCAAGUUCACGGCGGCGGAGAAUAAGGUGCUCAAGGACAAGUCACUAUCGCUGGUGCUGCAGAAGCUGAAUGAGAUUUCUUCGGCACCAUAG